AUGCUUGAUUGCUUUCUGCUACAUUUUUCUCAUUUUUUACAUUUAUUUUCUAAUAAAAACCGACACCGUUGUCUAUCGCAUAAGUGUUCCCAGUCAACUAGAACUGAUAAUUUUUCACACUACAAAUACAGCUUUGUUAAUUAUCUCAAUAUGCAGUGGAUGCUGCUGUUAAAAGGCAAAUCACAGCUGCAUAGGAUUUCCAAGGCUCCAGAUACUGAAAACGAAGCCCCGUAUUUUAAACAGAACGUCAAAAGAAUGAUACAUUUCAGGGGUUUCCUGAAAUGCUUAAUUGCUUUUUGCUACUCUGUUCUCGUUUUAUACAUUUAUAUGCUAAUCAAAGCUGGCUCUGCUUACUACAGCUAUAAUGUGUCCAGUCAACUAGAAAUCAUAAUUUUUCACACUACGAAUUCAGCUUUGUUAAUUAUCUCAAUAUGCAGUGGAUGGUUUUAUUACCAUCUCUAUAAAAUUGUUAAAAAUUUGGAAAUAGGUAACGCGAACAAAGCAAAAUUUUUAUUAUAUCAAUUUGGCCCAAUUCAUACGGUUCUGUUGAUUCACAGCUUCGCCCAUUUUAUUGGGUCCAUUUUGCUCAAACUAUCGAUAAUUACAGAUAUGACUGAAAUCGAAUGUUAUCUAGCCAUAAUUUUUUUGCCAAUCAUUCCUGCUUACACGAAAACUGUUAAUGUUGGAUUACUGUUUUCAAAGGAUGUGCAAUCGGUUAAUCGAGCUGUCGGCUAUCGAACGUCGGCUGCCGCGGUGUUGGUGGCCAGGGAUAGGGUUCGAGCGGAACAUUUGUUGGAUGAAUACGAUUUUAACUUCACAAUAAAAUUCGACGAAUGCUCGGAAAGUCUCGCCGCUGGAAAAGUGGUCGAACUAAUCAAUCAAGACGAUGUGGAUGUGAUAAUUGGUCCAACUUGUAAUCGUGCUGGUGUCGCGACCGCUUCACUAGCCGCCUAUUAUAAUGUACCAGUGUUCCAAUGGGGACUAACGACAACAGCAGACAUCGGUAAUUUCACACGAUAUCCAACAACAUCUACUUUGUCACUGGAUACUCAUAGCAUGGCCAACGCGAUGCGAGACGUACUGCAGCGAUUCGAUUGGGAAGAAUUUGUGUUCAUUUACUCGAAUGACGGUGACGAUGAAAAAUGUGCGUCGAUGAAGGACGACAUGGAAAAGAUGUCAGUGGAAACGAAAGAUGUCACUUUAGCGUACAUGUAUCAAAUCCAAACGGUUACUAUGGAAUCGCUGAAGAAGGCUUUGACGGAGGUGGCAAAGCGGGGGAGGAUUAUCGCCAACUGUUUUGCUAGUGGCAAAGGAUUCAAAAAGGCUUUUGUUUCGGCUACAGUGCUUGCUGGAAUGUCUACCGAUGAGUAUGUGUACAUCUUUGCAGAGCCAAAGUCAAGAGGAUUUUAUGUCGAUGAGGAAGACGGUAGUCGUCAUUAUUCAUGGGACGACACUGAUGGCUCAUUCGUCACAGGGCUGAGCAAUGAGCAAAUCCGUGAAGCCUACAGCCGAGUUUUGUUCAUUUGCGAUAACAUGGGGGAGCCAGUGACUAUAACCGAGCAGUUCCAGAAUUUCUCGAAUCAAGUCAUCAAAAGAAUGUCUGAAGCUCCAUUUAACUGUAUUGAAGACUGUGCGAAUUCGACAUUUAAAGUUUCUGCCACAUAUUCCGGACAACUUUUUGAUGCAUUUUAUGCUUAUGCUGUUGCUCUAAACAAGUCGUUAACUAAGAAUCCAGGAAUCACAGAUUUAAAAAAUGGGUCCAUGAUUUCUGGACAAAUCGCCAUGACUUUUAAAGGAGUCGGUGGAAACGAUAUCAGUUUGGAUGAUACUGGCUCUCGAAUUGUGAGAGUUUUUAUGUUCGCAAUGAAUUCUUCCUUGCUACCGUACCUGGCCGCAGACAUGCUUGUCAGUGUGGAUAAUGUGGAGUACACCUCCUACUACACCAGUGAAUCCGAAUUGUGGAAGGGUGGUCCUCGACCAUUAUCCCGCCCAAUUUGUGGAUUUUCCGGGACCGAGUGCCCGCCAGAUUUUGUGAGGGACUAUUUGACUUAUGUUAUCAUCGCGGUAGUGAUAGUUUCCGUUGCAAUUUUUGCUGGAUGUGCAGGACUGUGCUACACUGUUCAUAUAAAACGACUUGAAAUGCAACGACAAGACCUUCUAUGGCAAGUAUCCUUCCUAGAAUUGACCCAAAUCCAGUCCAAAUCCAAAGCGGAUGCCAGCCAACACUCCUUCGCCAGUGGCCCGUCAACAGCCACAAAGAUUACUGUAGAAAGUCGUUCGGAGACCACAAAUUUCAUAUUCUACUUUUACAAACAAGAAAUUCUUGCUGGUAUGAAACACGAAUUAAUGCAAAUUUUCGAUCAAGACCAGAAAUCGGAAUUCCGUCAAAUCAGAAACUUUGACAACGAUAAUCUCAACAAAUUCAUUGGUCUUUGUCUAGAUGGUCCACAAUUGCUAUCACUUUGGAGAUUCUGUUCAAGAGGAUCGUUAUCAGAUGUUAUCAGUAAAUCUUCAAUGCAAAUGGACAGUUUUUUCAUGUUCUCACUGAUCAGAGACAUCUCAAAUGGGUUGAGCUUCAUUCAUAACUCAUUUCUUGGAUUUCAUGGGCAUUUAACAUCCCGGUGUUGUCUAAUUGAUGAUCGAUGGCAAAUCAAGAUAUCUGGUUAUGGAUUGAAAUCAAUUCGAAGUUUUGAAAAACCAAAUCCGAAGGAUUUAUUGUGGACCGCACCUGAGCAUUUGAGAAAUGAAAAUAACGAAAGAACAUCUGAAGGAGAUAUUUAUAGUUUUGGAAUAAUUUGCUCCGAAAUUCUGACGAGAUCUUCAGCGUUUGAUAUGGAAAAUCGGAAGGAGAAACCGGAUGUGAUAAUCUAUCAAGUAAAGAAAGGAGGUCACAAUCCGAUGAGACCAUCUCUGGAGACCAUGGAGAGUGUAGAAGUGAAUCCAGCAUUGCUCCAUCUAAUCCGCGACUGUUGGACAGAGAGGCCAUCUGAAAGACCGAACAUUGACCAAGUCCGUGGACAUUUGAAUAGCAUGAGAGAUUCGCGAAAAUCUAACUUGAUGGAUCACGUCUUCAAUAUGCUAGAAACCUAUGCACAGACUCUUGAAGAAGAAGUUUCAGACCGGACAAAAGAGUUGGUGGAAGAGAAAAAGAAAUCGGAUGUUCUAUUGUAUAGAAUGUUGCCAAAAAUGGUAGCAGACAAGCUAAAACUUGGCCAGGCUGUUGAACCCGAAACCUUUGAACAAGUCACAAUAUUCUUCUCAGAUGUUGUACAAUUUACCAAUCUAGCCGCCAAAUGUACACCGUUACAAGUGGUAGAAACGAUUGGAGACGGCUAUUUAUGCGUAUCCGGUUUGCCACAUCGGAAUGGAAAUGAACAUAUUCGACAUAUUGCGAAAAUGUCUCUUGGAUUCUUGACCAGCCUUAAGUUUUUUCGGGUUCAACAUUUACCUAAUGAACGCAUCAAUUUGAGGAUUGGUAUUAAUUGUGGAUCGGUGGUUGCUGGUGUUGUCGGAUUGACUAUGCCUAGGUAUUGCCUGUUUGGAGAUGCAGUGAACACAGCGAGUCGGAUGGAGAGUAAUGGAAAACCUGGCCAAAUCCACGUCACCGCCGAUGCCAAUCGAAUGCUUACUGAAGUUGUCGGUGGUUUCAGAACAGAAUCUCGUGGCGAAGUUUUAAUAAAAGGAAAAGGUGUAAUGGAAACCUAUUGGCUGCUGGGUGAGCAAUCUAGUGUCUCACAGAGAAAAAUUCAAACAUCGGAGUCCCCACGUCGUCCAUCAAUCCGGAGCAUAUCUCCGAUAAUUGAUCAAAAAUUGAUGGAAACUUCUGGAAAAGGUCUUUACUCGGAAUACAAAGACGUUAAUAAUGGAAAUGUAUAA
Messenger RNA from Caenorhabditis briggsae, 3876 nucleotides. Gene Ontology annotation, biological process: cGMP biosynthetic process; intracellular signal transduction; receptor guanylyl cyclase signaling pathway. NCBI's taxonomy places the organism in Eukaryota, Metazoa, Nematoda, Chromadorea, Rhabditida, Rhabditidae. Bases 1 to 3876 code for a protein of 1291 amino acids. Gene Ontology annotation, molecular function: peptide receptor activity; protein kinase activity; guanylate cyclase activity. The transcript is spliced from 21 exons. The record is from RefSeq and is a predicted model, not a curated record.